UUGCUUGUUGGUCAUAUGUGAAUUCAAAUUUUGUUUGAAGUUUAUAGGUUAAGUUUGACCAGCGUGUGUCUUGAUUAUUAUCGAAUGAUCGUUGAAAAUAAUAUAAAUGGAAGUCGCAGAUCAAAAUCCAGAUUUAGUGAUAAACUUGCUGUGCCGUCACCGAGAGUUAGAGAAUGACAAUGACUUGCAUCGCGAGACUCUUAUCAAGAUUGAACAAAAUGUAAAACUGAAGGAACUGCAAAGUUUACACGACAGACAGCUCCAAAUCAAAGAGAAUAUUAAUAAAAAUUUAAAAAGUAUUGUUAUGCAGAAGCAUGGAUUGCAAAAAGUCAUUGAUGGCUCAAAAGACAAUGCACCUAAGUUGCCAGUUACGUACAAAUAUAAACAAGAAGCUAUCAACUUCGUAUCUGACGCCAUUAAUUUUGUCAACAAAUUUUCGGAAAUUCAAAAAUCUAUUGAGCCAGAAAAUGAAGUAGACGUAAACCAAAUCUAUAAGAAAAUUAACACAUAUGGUGAGUCUGUGAAUCAAGAAUUGAGCCGGUGUAAAAUUCGCGUUGAUCAAGUAGGAACAUUUAGGGAGAACACGGAGAUAAUAACAAACCACUGCCUUCUCCCUUGCGAUGAGGAUCCAGGCUUGUAGAUGAAGAAAGAUUGAAAGUGUGAUGCUGCAUAAUUACAUAAUUUUACAACAGUUUUUUAUACUUUUAUAACAACUUGGCCAACUGUAACAAAUGGAUAAUACAUGAUUAUAUCUUAUUGAAA
Molecule: messenger RNA, 762 nt
Organism: Neodiprion fabricii
Lineage: Eukaryota; Metazoa; Arthropoda; Insecta; Hymenoptera; Diprionidae
Exons: 5
Coding region: 107-640 (177 amino acids)
Source: RefSeq, a predicted model, not a curated record